CCCCUUUAAGAGCUUUGCUAGAGAUUUGGUUUCAGACUCGCACAAACCGUCCUUUACUGGUUCAAACCAGUUUUCUGAGUCUGCGCAGUAAGUGUAAACAGGAAGAAGAGUGCAAAAUUAAACAGUGUCGACGAACGUUGCAUUACAUUGACAGGAUCUGUUUGAAGUCGCGAUGCAGGUGUACAGUAAGCUUAAACGACAUUAAUUUAUGAUUUGCACAUGAUGUAAAGUCGACUCGACUAAAGUUAUUAGAGAAAAUAUCGGGUAAUGCUAAUUAGCGGUUCUGACAUCGUUGAAACACGGGUCCAGGUCGCUUGCUUGAGCGCGAGCAGACAGUCCAGAUAUAGUCCAGAAAGCUUUCAGUACUGUACGUGACUUACUGUCGUGUUUUUUAACGAAGAAAUUUGCAGCUAACGUUAGUUCGUGCAGAUAAUCUGCAUCCGAUAGAAUUCCGCUCCCUACCGGUGACUCAGUGACCUACUAACCCAGUAACGUUAGUGAAGCGAGCGACGAGUUAGUGUUCCUGCGGAAGAAAACCUUUGGCUGACGACUAGACCGAUACUUCCAAUAGACAUUAUUAAGUACAAUUCAAAAUGGUGCAGAAAGACAAAAUAAUCGAGUCGACACAGUCAGAAAGUGAAGCAAAUCCACUACCCACCGAAGCUGUUGUGGAUACGCAGUGUCCAGUGGACGAGCCCAGUAUCGGAGUUGAACGAACAGGCCGCAGGAAAUUCAUCACUGGUGUUGUGGAGGGCUUCUAUGGACGGCCAUGGACUAUGGAACAAAGGAAAGAGCUUUUCAGGAGGCAGCAGAAAUGGGGCUUGAACACCUAUCUGUAUGCCCCAAAAGAUGACUACAAACACAGAAUGUUUUGGAGAGAAAUGUAUUCUGUUGAGGAAGCAGAACAACUCACAACUUUAAUAAGUGCUGCUAAAGAGCAUGGGAUUGAGUUCAUUUAUGCCAUUUCCCCUGGCCUGGACAUUACGUUCUCAAAUCAGAAGGAGGUGUCGACACUUAAAAGGAAGUUAGACCAGGUCACUCAUUUUGGGUGCAAGUCCUUUGCUUUACUGUUUGAUGACAUUGAUCAUAAUAUGUGUCCAGCUGACAAGGAGGUAUUCAGCUCCUUUGCACAUGCUCAAGUGUCUAUCACCAAUGAGAUCUUCCAAUAUUUGGGAGAACCUGAAAUAUUUUUAUUUUGCCCCACAGAGUAUUGUGGAACAUUUUGUUACCCAAAUGUGUCACAAUCGCCUUACCUGCGCACAAUAGGUGAAAAGCUGCUUCCUGGUAUUGAGGUGCUGUGGACAGGUCCCAAGGUAGUUUCUAAAGACAUAACUGUUGAAUCUAUUGAAGAAGUCACAAAGAUACUGAGGAGAGCUCCUGUCAUCUGGGACAAUAUUCAUGCUAAUGACUACGAUCAGAAGAGACUUUUCUUGGGGCCUUAUAAAGGCAGGUCCACAGAACUCAUCCCUCGGCUGAAGGGAGUCCUCACCAACCCAAACUGUGAAUUUGAGUCUAAUUUUGUGGCCAUUCACACAUUAGCCACAUGGUAUAAGUCUAACAUGAAUGGAGUGAGAAAAGAUGUUGUCAUGACGGACAGUGAAGACAGUACUGUGUCCAUCCAGAUAAAACUGGAAAACGAGGGCAGUGAUGAGGAGCUAGAAACAGACAUCCUCUACAGCCCGCAGAUCGCGCUCAAGCUGGCUCUCACUGAAUGGCUUAGCGAGUUUGGAGUGCCUCAUCAGUACAACAGUCGGCAGGUUCCUCACAGUGGAACUAAAAGCACUUCUAUAGAUGUUCCUGCACUCACUGUGCCCAGUCUGGGCACUUCCACUACAGUGACUACAGUCUUCCAACAGCCCAUCAUGAGUCCAACCUUGCCCCUUAGCGAUGAACCGCAUGUGCUUGGCAAAGAAGAGGAGGUGGAGGUGGAGGUGGAGGUGGAGAAGAAGGAGUCCGACGAAGAACCCAUGGAGAUGGUCGUGGAGAAACACGACGAGGUGGACACGAAAAAUGUCAACCAGAUCCUCACAGAGAUUGUCAAGGCUAAAAUGACAGAAGAUCUCAAACCCAUGGACACAGACAAAGAGAGCCUGACAGAGUCCAAGUCCCCAGAGAUGUCCAUUCAAGAGGAUUCAGGCAGCGACAUUGCACCGAUGCAGACUGAUGAUCAGCUCAAUAAGGAAGUGUUUCUUCCAGGACCCAAUGAGAAGCCACUGUUUACUGCUGAGCCACUUACUCUGGAGGAUCUGACCCUGCUAGCUGAACUUUUCUACCUGCCGUACGAACACGGUCCUAAAGCAGUACAGAUGUUGAAAGAGUUUAACUGGUUGAGAGUCAAUAGCAAUUAUGUUAGUGUAAACUCCAAAGCAAAGGAUCCAGAGAAGGUAGCUGAAUGGCAAUCCAGAGCGGAAAAGUUUGAGGAGAUGUGCUGCUCCGUCAUCCAGAUGUUCACCAGACUCUCCAACUCAGCCAACAGGACCAUUCUUUAUGACCUGUAUCCCUAUAUCUGGGAUAUAAAGAGUAUCAUCUCAAUGGUGAAAUCAUUUGUUCAGUGGUUAGGGUGUCGUAGUCAGUCGUCAGCACAGUUCUUAAGUGGCGACCAAGAGCCCUGGGCCUUUAGGGGCGGUCUAGCAGGAGAGUUCCAGAGACUGUUACCAAUUGAUGGGGCAAAUGAUCUUUUCUACCAGCCGCCACCACCAAUGCCAACUUCCAAAAUCUAUACCAUAAGGCCUUACUUUCCCAAAGAUGAGUCUGCCAUCUACAAGAUCUGCAAAGAGAUGUUCACUGAGGGCUGUGACGGUAUCUCUUUCUCAGACGAUUCACCGGACCUUAUUGGAGACAGGUUAGUAGGAGGUUUCCUGACGCACAGCCCAGACUAUGGCUUUGUGCUUGAGGAUGAGGAAGGCAUCUGUGGUUAUGCUCUGGGCACUGUGGAUGUCAAACCCUUUGUGAAGAAAUGCAAGAUGAGUUGGAUUCCAUUCAUGCAGGAGAAAUACAACAAGCCAGACACAGAGAAGGACCUGUCAGAGGCUGAGAAAAUGAUGCUAAGUUUCCAUGAGGAGGAGGAAGGCUUACCAGAAACGUUCCUCAGUAACUUCCCAUCACUCAUUAAAGUGGACAUUCACGCAAAGGUUACUGACCCCAGUGUUGCCAAAAGCAUGAUGGGAUGUCUCCUCUCAUCAUUGAAAGCCAAUGGCUCACAUGGUGCUUUCUGUGAGGUCCGGCAGAUAGACAAAAGGAUGUUGGACUUUUAUAGCAAACUGGGCUGCUUUGAAGUGGCCAAAAUGGAGGGAUUCCCAAAAGACAUUAUUAUGAUGGGGAGGAGUUUGUGAAUCUGAGAAAGAAGAAAGAAAAAGCAUACAGAAGGAGCCUCCCAGAAACUGCACAAAGCUUUGGCCCCAACACGCUACCUGUUCAUGUAACUAUCACAAGUUUUGUAAUUGCAACUCUGGUGGCCUGUAGCUUCAUUCACAUCAUAUGCCAAAGGCACUUCUAGAAUUUUAGGUGCUGUUCAUUCAUUUUUCCGGUUUGUGGUCGAAGUUUGAAAGUGAGUGUGAACAGAAAUGGAAAAAGAAUUGAAGUGAGUCUGCAAGGGUAAUUUGUGACACACAAGUUACUUUGAGUUUUUUCUGGUGGACUGAUCGCUUGAGUUGGCCAAGUGCCAUUGAGCCCACUAAAUCUCUUAGAUAUGGCCGAGGUGCAGUUUGUGUUCAGCAUAUGUGCAUGUUUAAGUUAACAUCUAGAUUCUCCAGACUAAAAACUUGCCAUUACUUGAUAAAGAGACAUCUUCACUUUGCUGUUUUUAAUAGUUAAUUUCAGUGCUUUACAGUGUUCAAAGCAAUAAUCUAGAAGGACUUCAUAAUAGUCUGGGUUUGUGUUAUUGCUUUCCACGACAUUGUAAUAAAUUCUGAUGUUUUCCAGGUUCAAACAGUGUCUGUGAGCUCUCGUAUGGAGAACAAAGCAGGCUAAAGCUAUCCUUUAAGUUUUGGUAUGCUGCUCGGGUAUUAUUUAGAAACGAAAAAACUGAAAUUGAACUUUGAGCAGGCAGAAGAGUAAAUACAGUUAAACCAUAAAGUCUGUUGUCUUUAAGACCGCAUGAUAUACUUUUGUGUAAGCCUUUAGCAUGUGUAUCUUUUAACGAUACAAUUUUUCAUUAUGUACAAAAAUGCCUUUCGGCCCUUGCCCUCCUCUGGAAUAUAUUUGAGGGUAAUGAAAAGUAAGUUCCUACACUACUUCUUCCUUUGUUUAAAGUGGUAAAUUAUACAAUUCUGAGACACAACAGGGUUACAUUAUAAUUCUGAGAUGCUGAUGUGUUUACAAAAUAACAAAACAAAAAAAAAACAGUAAAAUUUGUAACGUAAACCUCAAGACCAAUGCCCUGUCCCAAAUUAGAGUGAAAACUAAAAAUAAAUGAAGGUACAUUAGUGAAUUAUCUUUAAAAUACCUGAGAUAUUUUUUUUUCUGUUGCCUGAAGAGAAUAACUUUGCUUGUUCUUUAGUGACAGUCUGCCUCUUUGUCAAUACAUUUAAAAAUCCCUACAGUUUGAAGUUGGGUUUCUCUGAAGUCCACUCUGCAAUGUCAGUGCCAGGAUUAUUUGCCUGAAUGUAGGUACAAAAGAAACGGUUUAUUCUGCAUUUACUCCCCUAACCAAAAUUACUGACAGAUUUCUUUUCAUGUUUUUUUUUUUUGUAUUGUUGUGCUAUAUUCUGAAAAACGAAAUGAGCACAAAAGGCUCCUGCAGAUUCCCACAUGUAAUGUUCAAAAUGCCUGAGUUAAAGAAAAAUGUAAAUAGUUUUGUGCAUGUGAUGGGCCAACAGUUUUGACUGUUUUUCCACCCCAUUUAAGGGAACUUUGUACGCAAAAAAAAGGAUAUUGUUUAUCUCUAUAUAGCUUGUUGUUUCAUCUUAUUUUGGUUGAUCAUCCAAUGUAAAGGGCUUUUUUCUUUCUUUCUUUUUUUAAGGUCAUAUCCAAUGCAUUUUUUUUUUUUUUUAAAUGAAGACCGUUCUGUACUUUGACGUAAUUAUGAUUAUGUAUAUGUAAUAUAGUUGUAAUUUCUGUAAGGGUUGUAUGUAAUUAAGAUGACUAUUAAAAUGUUAAAUAGGAAAAAAAUAA
Molecule: messenger RNA, 5112 nt
Organism: Onychostoma macrolepis
Lineage: Eukaryota; Metazoa; Chordata; Actinopteri; Cypriniformes; Cyprinidae
Gene: oga
Product: O-GlcNAcase
Exons: 16
Coding region: 594-3332 (912 amino acids)
Biological process (GO): glycoprotein metabolic process
Molecular function (GO): beta-N-acetylglucosaminidase activity
Source: RefSeq, a predicted model, not a curated record